GUUAAAGUAGAAAUGUAAAUAUAUCCUCUCCGGCCCGGCUACAAGGCCUCUGGGUGUCCAGGGGAGGGCGGAGGGAAGGCGGGCCGGGCCGACGCUGUGAGCGGGUGGAUACAACGUAAGGCGCUGCGCAGCGUCUCCAUAAACCCGGGGCAAAUUCCAGCUGAGCAGCGCUUGACAUAGCAGGCAGCGCCGGAGUGUGUGAGGAUGGGCCGGCUGGAUGGGAAGGUGAUUGUCCUCUCGGCUGCUGCACAGGGCAUUGGACGGGCGUGUGCAAUCGCAUUUUGCAAAGAAGGUGCGACAGUAAUUGCUACAGACAUCAAUGAAGAGAAACUAAAGGAGUUGCAGCUGUACUCAGGUAUUCAAAUCAAAGUUCUGGAUGUGACUCGGAAGGAACAAAUAGAAAAGCUGGCCAAGGAGAUCGAGAGAGUUGAUGUUCUGUUCAACUGUGCAGGAUUUGUGCACCACGGCACAAUUCUGGAUUGCGAAGACAAAGACUGGGAGUUUACCAUGAACCUCAAUGUGGGCAGCAUGUACAUGAUGAUCAGAGCCUUUUUACCCAAGAUGCUUGCAGAGAAGUCCGGCCACAUCAUCAACAUGUCCUCCGUGGCAUCCAGCAUCAAAGGGGUUGUGAACAGAUGUGUGUACAGCACCUCCAAAGCUGCCGUCAUUGGAUUGACCAAGUCCGUAGCUGCUGACUUCAUUGAACAAGGCAUAAAAUGCAACUGUGUUUGCCCAGGUACCGUCGACACUCCCUCACUGAGAGACAGGAUUCAAGCCCAGCCAAACCCUGAACAGGCUCUGCAAGAUUUCCUGGGCCGACAGCGGAGUGGGAGGAUGGCCACCGCAGAGGAGGUGGCUCAUCUGUGUGUGUACCUGGCGUCUGACGAGUCUGCCUACGUGACGGGGAGAGAGUUUGUCAUUGACGGAGGCUGGAGCCUGUGACUGCUGGACAGUGCGUGUUACAAGCCCCAUCCAUCGCCUGUGUGGAUCAUCGCUCAUCAAUUCCAACUGAUCCUCCUUCCAGCACCUAAAUCACACUCCGGUUCCUGCUGAAUCACGAUGUCCCUGUCUCCUGGUGAACCCUGACCCUCAUGCUAACCCUAACCCUGACCCUCAUGCUUCUCCCGAGGCUGCCUCACCUUCCCGUUGUGGCUUACGCGGGCCCCACUGCACUGCAGCUGGGACAGACCCAGCCUGGACCCGGCCAGACCCAGUCUUCACCGGUCCUGAAACUGUCUCCUGCACCCAGGUGACUUCCAGCCACAUCACGCCCAGCAUCACCCAUUCAUAGUUACACAGCACAGAAGCAGGCCCUUCAGCCCAUCAUGUGCAUGCUGACCAUCAACUCUUCAUCAAAACUCAUGCCGUUCAGCAGCACUGGGCCUGCAGUCAUCUCUUCCUCAAUGAUUCAGCUGCUCACCCAGAUACAUGUUGUGAGAAUCUCUGCCCCCCCCCCCCCAACAGAGAGUGGGUUCCAAACUCCAGCCACCCUCUGGGGAAACCCUCUGAAUCUCCUACCCUCCCCCCCCCCCGGAUGCCCUCUGGUUCUAGACACCUCUGCUGUGGGGGACCCCUUCUGUGCCUUGCUGUUUGGGCAUCAUAGAGACAUAGUGACACCGCCCACACGGCCCCACGGUGAGGAUGCCAAACUUUCAUGGCCCCCAUAGUUUCCACUCUCUGUUUCCAGGGAUCCCAGCGCCUUUCUCCACAGCACUUCCAAUCUCCUAUAGACAAUAGGUGCAGGAGUAGGCCAUUCGGCCCUUCGAUUCAGCACCACCAUUCAAUGUGAUCAUCCCCAAUCAGUGCCCCGUUCCUGCCUUCUCCCCAUAUUCCCUGACUCCUUGCACUUAGUUUCCACAAAGGCUGUGAAGCAGACGUCUGUCUCUCCGUACCUGCCCUUCCUGUCUGUCGGACCACUGCCGUUCAUUCCCUUAAGGGCCUGUCCCACGGCGAUUUGUUUCGGCGACUGUCGACAUCGACUGACGUAUCAGGUCACCAAAAAAGCUGCGCGUGAU
Molecule: messenger RNA, 2015 nt
Organism: Amblyraja radiata (thorny skate)
Lineage: Eukaryota; Metazoa; Chordata; Chondrichthyes; Rajiformes; Rajidae
Gene: bdh2
Product: 3-hydroxybutyrate dehydrogenase, type 2
Exons: 10
Coding region: 205-942 (245 amino acids)
Biological process (GO): siderophore biosynthetic process
Cellular component (GO): cytoplasm
Molecular function (GO): 3-hydroxybutyrate dehydrogenase activity
Source: RefSeq, a predicted model, not a curated record